AGCUACCUACUGCAGAUAUUUUACUGCGCAUGUCCGUCAGACGAUUACUUCUCUCCGUUCCCGGUCUCUCUCGGUUCAUUCUUUUGAUAGAUCAAAAGCAGUAGAGACGAAAUAUCGCUGCUCUUGAAGUAUUGAAAAAUCGUUCUUAAUAAUUUCGAAGCUAUAUCGCUGUGCAUAAUAAAGCAGUUUCAUCCCCUCCAGCAAAACAUCCCUAUAAAAGUGGAUAAAGUACAGCCCAUCAAUGGAAGAAAUUAAUAAUAAUAGUCCCAUGUUACCUUUUAAUGGGAAUAUCAUGUUGCCAGCUCCUUUGAAAUGGCUCAACAUUGUUGCUAUCUACCUCAUGAAUCAGCUUGAUACUUAAAUAGUAUCCAGGGGCAUUAUUGUUCCUUUGCAUAGAAAAGACUGUUGUCAAUUCUUCAAUCCUGUCUUUGCAAACUGUUUUACUUUAUCAACAUUCUGUAGGAAAUUCCAGUGAUAGGUUUUGAAGAAAAUCAUCAUUACUUAAUUCAGUUUUCUGUUUUUCUAUCAAGCAGGGUGAUAAUUAUUUAAUCUUCGCAAAAUGACUGUCACAUAUUCAUUAAACGUCAGCAAGGCCCGACUGUGCGGGUUUGCUAAAUUAUUAUUAAGGUGGCGAGGGAGUAUUUACAAGCUGCUCUAUCGUGAAAUGGUCAUCUUCUGUGGACUGUACUACAGUUUGAGUGCUCUAUACAGAUAUGUUUUUACAGAGAACCAAAGAACGGUAUUUGAAAAACUCACCAUAUAUUGUGAAGCAUUCACAAAUUUGAUCCCAUUGUCAUUUGUUCUGGGUUUUUAUGUAUCAAUAGUCGUAGGGAGAUGGUGGCAACAAUACUUAGCGAUUCCAUGGCCUGACAAAGUCUCCAUGCUGAUUGCAGCCUAUGUGCAUGGUUCAGAUGAAAGAGGAAAGAUGAUUCGAAGAACUUUAGCCCGCUAUUUGAAUCUUUUAAGUGUUUUAACAUUCCAGUCUGUCAGUACAUCAGUGAAAAAACGAUUUCCCACUCUUGAUCACGUGGAAGAAUCUGGUCUUAUGACCAAAGAGGAAAGAAGAGUCUAUGAUGAAAUUCAAGUGACUCAUGGUAAAUGGUGGGUUCCAGCACAAUGGUUUUCGGCUCUUGCUGCAAGAGCUAGGAAAGAAGGGCGUAUCAAAGAUGAUGUGCUUCUUCAAGCAUUGUUAGAUGAGAUGCAUGUCUUCCGUGGAAACUGUGGGAUGCUUUUUAGCUAUGAUUGGGUCAGCAUCCCUUUGGUAUAUACACAGGUGGUUACAUUGGCUAUUUACACAUACUUUUUGGCAACAGUUAUGGGGAGACAAUAUUUGGAUCCUGAAAAAGGCUAUCCUGGCCAUGAAGUGGAUUUAUAUAUUCCAAUAUUUACAAUAUUGCAGUUUUUCUUUUACAUGGGGUGGUUAAAGGUUGCAGAACAACUCAUUAAUCCAUUUGGGGAAGAUGAUGAUGAUUUUGAAUUAAAUUGGUGUCUUGACAGGAAUUUGCAGGUUUCAUUUAUGAUUGUGGAUGAAAUGCAUCAUAAACAUCCACGUUUGGUGAAGGAUAUGUACUGGGAUGAACUUGAGCCACAGCUGCCAUAUACUAAGUCCUCAUUUAUGUUGAGAACACAGCCUCAUCUCGGAUCAGCUGUCAAUUUAGACAUUGAUCCUGAAGAAUGUGAAUUUUUGCCGAUGGAGACUAUAUUGGAGGAAGACAAUGACGACAACAACUAUAACAGUCCACCUCAAAGUCCAACAAAUGAAUUGUCUCCUGCAUUCAGAUCAAUCGCCGGCAGUAAAAUAAACGUAAAUGGGGAUGGUGAUAAUACUUCUCAGUCAGGUUUAAACUUCUUAAGCAAUUUCCCUGGAUCCAAGCUUCUCAACAUGAUUAUUGGAUCUAGCACUGAGAAUGUUCCUGGUACACCCAAAAAGGAAGGUAGCAUCUUUUCUGGUUUUACUCUCAAAACACCAAAUCGAAGAUCAAUUACCAGUUCCAUUGCUGACAGUCUGCAUGACCAGUGUCUGGAUGGAAGACGUGAUGCGGGGGAACCUCUAAUUCCGACCCGCGCAGGCACACCCAUUCAUAUGGAGCAGCGCGAAGAUUUUCGACAUGUUGUCCUAGAUAUCCCAGAUUCUUCUACUCCCUUGGAUUCUGGACAGGCCACUCCUGCGACUAUUAUUGAAUACAACCGUCGCCAUGAUAUUGGCAAUCAUGCUGCCAAUGUUUUAAAUCAAGUGGCCCACGCUGUUGUCGAUGUACCGAAUGACCCAAUCAGCCCCACGUCACCAACGGGAGAAGUCGAGCAGUCUCCGUUUGAGCCAAACUCUUCCCAGGAGAGUUUGGGUCCUUUCAUGGACAGCAACCAAAGCACAGUUAGCAGCUAUGCUGAGCUUCUAAAACAUCCAAAGUAAAUUUAGAUUUUUUUCGGUGCUCAGAAGCGACAUGCUGGUGAUAUAUAAUAUCUUGAAAAGUUCUUUUUUAUUCUAUGUAUUAUUUUUCUGUUAUUGUUUUUAUUUUGAUGGCAGCAUAGUCUGAUGAAAAUGAGCAUGGCCUCAAAUGGUUAAUUGAGUUUAAAAUAUAGUAGUUGAUUGAAAUUAAGUGAACUGAAGCAUAUUAUAUUUUUAAUCCAAUAUGUCUGUUAAAAUGAAAAAAAAACUAUGAAUUCAGUAUUUUUUUUAUUCAUUUUAUAUCUUCAUGAAUAUAAAUAAAAUAAUAUUGACCUUAUUUUUUUAAUUUAAAAUCUUUCUACAUUUUUUGGCCUAUCCUAGGACUUAAUGAUCUCAUUUUAAUAUGGAAUUGUUUUAAUUAUGCUUACAAAUUAUUCAAGAAGAUAUUGAUUUUAUAUUUAAAAAAUUAUACUUUACCUUUUUAUCCUCAUCGCACUAUGCUGCACGAGUAUUAAGUAUUUUCUUCAACGGCCAAUCUAUGCCUGUGAUUUAUGCAUUUGAAUAUUGAUUUUUUUUCAUAUUUUGUUUUUGACUUCUGGAAUCUGAGAUAGCAUUUUUAUUUUAUAUAUUCCAUACCACUGUCAUAUUAAUGUAUCUGAUUUUGCUUUCUAACGUUUGAGAUAUUUCUUACAUAUGUAUUAGAUCUGAUGUUUUUCAAAAAUUUUCAUAUGACUUUUGAGUGGCAUUUACACUCCUAACUUUUAUUGUUCAGAUUCUUGCAUUUGAUGUAUGUGUUUCAAGUUAUUUUCAUUUUACACUCAACUUCUCAACUUGCUAUUAAAAUAUUCUUGAGCCACAACAAUUACAUAUCCAAACUUUCUAGUAGUGUUUGCAAUAGUAAUAUUUAAUUUUGCUGUGAUUUUUUUUGACAAUUUUUUUUAAAUAAUGGCUUGCACUAUUGCAAUACUUUGCCAUGUAAGUACAGUCAAUGCAUGCUUUAAGAAUAUUAAGCGCCAUGCUUGCAAAAUGAGGUACAAUUCCUGUUAUCUUUUUAUCAAGAUAUCAUUUUAAAGAUAAUGAUAACAGGUCUAGACUAAUAAAAUAUUUUUGAUCUUAAAUAAUUUUUUAAGAUUUUAAUACUAAAAUGAAAAGUACUUAAAAUGAGUACUUAUCUUUGUAUAAACAAAGCAUGAACAAAAUGAAUACAUUUUAAUUAGGAAAAUAGUUUGAAAUGAUAUACACAUAAAAUUUCUUGGAAAUAAAUAUAUGGGAACUUCCUUUUUGGUACCAUUUUUUGAUAUAGAUCAGAAAGCCAGCAUUAAUUUUAAAAAUAUAUACAAGAAUUUCCGUGCCAAAUAUAGGCUAUUCAUAUAAUUAUUUUCUAAAACUACAAUUUAUAAUUAUUUGAAAAAUGAGAACUUACUAUAAAACGACAGCAUUCAUUUCUGAAAGCAUUGGCUGACUGUACUUUGAUUGUGAAAAAUUGUGAAAAGAAAUGCUAAAUGAUUCACUCUUUUCUAGAUAUUUUAAAUUUUCUUUUACAUUUUAUGUAAUUUUAAUGAAUUUCUUUUAAUUUGUUGCCAGCAUUGAGCAUCAAUGACUAUUUUGCUUCAAUCCUGCCCUACAGUUUUGAAUAAAUUUUACAAUUUUCUUAAUGAUCCUUUGCUUUUAUACAAAGCUAUUAUAUCCGCCACUUCUUAAAUCACUAGAAUGCAGUAAAAAAAUGUCAUUUACAAAAUGACUUUUUGAAACAUGUUUUUAUUUAGAAAAUCAUGACAUCUAAAAUGAAAUUUUUAUGGAUCUUAUUUUAUUUUAAACAUUUUAAUGGGUUUUUGACCCUCUGUUAGAUUAGGUAUAAAGUAGAAUUAGACAUUUGUGACUGUCAGUUUAAAUUGAUUUCCUAAUUGUAGCCUUGUAGCAAGGUACCAAUACCUAACACUGGUAUUUUCUCCAGUUAUGAUUACUUGGUUAAUUUUUCUUUAGAAUUAGCGUGUAGUCUACAUUUUGCCCACUCUUUCUGUAUAUAGAGGUCUGUGAAUUGUCCCUUUAUAUGUUUUUUUCCAGGUAAACAUUUCCAAUUUUGUUACUAUGUUAAUGUUUUUUUUUUUUUUGUAUUUGAAUUAUGUUUUGUAGAAAAGUCAUGCCAUGCAUUUAGUUUAGUUUAAUAGUGCUACUAUUACAUAAUCCUAAUAUUUCAAAUUUGUGCUUUAUUUACAAGUUUCUUUACAUUUUUUAAUCAUUAUGCUAUAAAACUAGAAAUUUGCUUUUAGGUCUUGUCUUUUUAGAAGGUCCAAAUAUAAGUACAUAUUAAAUAAAGGUAACAAAAAUUUUGAAAUAAAAAUUACAACUCAUAUUACUCAAAUAUUUUCAAUAUUAAAUUGCUCAUUUAAAAGUUUAAAUUUCCAAAUUGGAUUUUUAAUCCUGCUGCUUAUGAAAUUAACAAGUAUUGAAAAUUAGUAUUUAGGGAAAACUAUUAAAUCAUUUAAAUUAUGGCAUAUCUUAAGUUAAUGAUUGUCAUUUGCUAUCUUAAUUUAUAUCAUUAAAAAUCACUACGAAUCAAAUUAAAGCAGUGAAUUGUACUUAAAAUUAUCAGUGAAUUCAAGAUGAUUUUUUUGUUACUUAAUUAGAUUAAACUAAAAAUUAUUUAAAUCAUUCUGCUAAUAUGCCUAGUUAUCAGAUAUAAUACAAAAUUUUAUGUUGGCAAUGUAUAUAUUUGUUUCAUGAAAUUAAAAUGCAAAGAGUAGUGGUACUUAUUUUUAAAAAUGAAUUCUAUUUCUUCUUUACAUUGUUUGUGGAGGGCAAUUUACUGUCAUAUGUUUGUACUUUCAUCUAUCUCACUAAUACCUAUUUCAGUAUUUUUGAGUCUGUUACUUAUGAAUUAAUUAAUGGGAGUCUGAUAUAAAACGCAUGCAGGUCUGUGAUACAUUUUGGUACUAUUACGGCAGUAGUCGGUUCAUGUAUUGCUAAGUUUUUGGGAACAAUGUGAAUUCAGGGUGUGGACUUAUUUUUGUAGUUUGUUUUUAUAGGGAAUUAAACUUAUUUUUGUAUGAAACAACUGGUUGAUGAAAGAUGUAUGAUAUUAAAAAAAUAAAUGCUGGUAGAAGAGUACGUAUUUAUGAACAAAAUAAAUUUGUAUUAUUUUUCUUUAGAUAUAAUCUUAUUAAGUGCUUUUUCUUUUGAUUUUGUGAUAUUUUGUAGUUUGUAUAUGUUUGUAUAUUUUUUUUAUCUGUGAAAUAUUUGAAAAUUUGAAAUUAAAAUCUGUAAUGAUAAAGUUUUGUCACAACUUUUUUUAUUUUAUGCAAUUGAAAAAAAUGUAAUUUUUUUUAAUUAAAUCAUUAAUAUUGUGUUUUAAAAACAAGGGUAUUUUAAAAUGUUAUAUUUAGGUGUUAUAUAUAAUGUUUGUUCUAUAAAUUUGACAGGGCUCUGUGAAAUUAGCCUAAUUUAAUUUAUCUAGACUGUGAAAUUUAAAUUCUCCACACCCUGUAGUUUGUAAAAUGUAACUGUGAAGUACUUUCAUAACUUUUUGAUGGCAUAGUUUGGUAUUUUCUUCAGAUAUGAAAUAUUUGUGUGAUUGUAGUCUCGUUUAACAUUUCUUACUUUGAAGUGAAUAUUCUUGUAUCUUAUUGUGCUUGACUAUUGUGCUUCACCUACUAGAUGUAAUAAAUGUUUAUUAUUUAAUCUAA
Molecule: messenger RNA, 6069 nt
Organism: Argiope bruennichi
Lineage: Eukaryota; Metazoa; Arthropoda; Arachnida; Araneae; Araneidae
Product: bestrophin-2-like
Exons: 10
Coding region: 560-2410 (616 amino acids)
Molecular function (GO): chloride channel activity
Source: RefSeq, a predicted model, not a curated record